GCGCCAGGUUUUUAAUGUUUACAUUCGAAGCGGGCGGCCCGCGGCGGCGCCCCUCCCCCGCUCCCCGCCUCAUUCUCCUCAGUCGCCUCAGCAGCAGCAGCAGCUCCGGCUUCAGUCUCCUCGGAGGCGUCCUCCCCUCAGCGACCGUUUCGCUUUCAUUUCCGGGCAGCAGCGGCGGCGGCGGCGACUCUCGGCAGCCCCAGCCCCCAGCACCACGACAACGGCGGCGGCGGCGGCGACGGUGGUGGUGGCGAGCCGCGUCGAGGAGGAGGCGAAGGAGGAGCAGCAGCAGCAGCAGCCGCUCGCCGGCCUAAGCCGCCGCCGCCUCUUGCUCCACGCGCCCGCCAGGGACACGGAGCCCGGAGGCCACAAGAAAGGAGGAGCGGGCGGCCGCGGCGCCGCCGGCUGCCUCAGCCGAGGAGGGCCUUCCAGCGCCGCCAGCCCAGCCUCCUGCCCGGCCGCAGACAUGGAGGAGCUGGUGGUGGAGGUGCGCGGCUCCAACGGGGCCUUCUACAAGGCUUUUGUGAAGGAUGUGCAUGAAGAUUCAAUAACGGUUGCAUUUGAAAAUAAUUGGCAGCCAGAGAGACAGAUUCCUUUCCAUGAUGUCAGGUUUCCUCCACCUGUGGGUUACAAUAAAGAUAUAAGUGAGAGUGAUGAAGUUGAGGUUUAUUCCAGGGCUAAUGAAAAGGAACCAUGUUGCUGGUGGCUGGCUAAAGUGAGAAUGAUAAAGGGUGAGUUUUAUGUAAUAGAAUAUGCAGCCUGUGAUGCUACCUACAAUGAAAUUGUCACAAUUGAGCGUCUACGAUCUGUGAAUCCCAACAAACCUGCAACAAAGGAUACGUUUCAUAAAAUCAGACUUGAUGUACCAGAAGAUUUAAGGCAAAUGUGUGCUAAGGAAUCCGCACACAAGGACUUCAAGAAGGCAGUUGGGGCAUUCUCAGUCACAUAUGAUUCUGAAGCCCAUCAGCUUAUAAUUUUGUCUAUUGAUGAGGUAACAACAAAACGCGCAAAUAUGCUCAUUGAUAUGCACUUCCGAAGUCUUCGCACCAAGUUAUCAUUGAUUAUGAGAAACGAAGAAGCAAGCAAACAAUUAGAGAGUUCAAGGCAGCUUGCUUCACGAUUUCAUGAGCAAUUCAUUGUACGUGAAGAUCUAAUGGGUCUGGCCAUUGGCACUCAUGGUGCUAAUAUUCAACAAGCCAGGAAAGUACCAGGUGUGACAGCUAUAGAUCUUGAUGAAGACACUUGUACAUUCCAUAUUUAUGGAGAGGACCAAGAUGCAGUAAAGAGGGCAAGAAGUUACCUUGAAUUUGCUGAAGAUGUCAUCCAAGUCCCCAGAAACUUAGUAGGAAAAGUUAUAGGAAAAAAUGGAAAACUCAUUCAAGAGAUCGUGGAUAAAUCAGGUGUUGUAAGAGUGAGAAUUGAGGCUGAAAAUGAUAAAAAUAUUCCACAGGAAGAGGCGUUAGUUGUGUCAUCAACUGUGGGAGGGAGAAAGCAAAAACCUGAACUCAAAACUUGGCAGGGAAUGGUUCCUUUUGUCUUUGUGGGAACCAAGGACAGCAUUACGAAUGCCACAGUUCUUUUGGAUUAUCACCUCAACUAUUUAAAGGAAGUGGAUCAACUGCGUCUAGAGAGAUUGCAAAUAGAUGAACAGCUUCGACAGAUUGGGGCCACUUCCAGACCACCACCAAACCGCACAGAUAAAGAAAAAGGAUACAUGACUGAUGAUGGCCCAAGCCUUGGAAGAGGUAGCCGACCCUACAGAAACAGAGGGCAUGGGAGACGUGGACCAGGCUAUGCUUCAGGAGCUAAUUCUGAAGCAUCAAAUGCUUCUGAAACAGAGUCUGAUCACAGAGAUGAGCUUAUUGACUGGUCAUUAGCCCCAGCAGAAGAAGAGCGUGACAGCUACCUUCGUAGAGGAGAUGGGCGAAGACGUGGUGGAGGUGCACGUGGUCAAGGAGGAAGGGGUCGGGGAGGUUUCAAAGGAAAUGAUGAACAGUUGCGAACAGAUAACCGUCAACGUAAUUCAAGAGAUACUAAAGGGAGAACAGCAGAUGGGUCACUUCAGAUCAGAAUUGACUGCAAUAAUGAAAGGAGUGUCCACACUAAAACAUCACAGAAUACCUCCAAUGAAGGUAGCCGGUUGCGCACGGGUAAAGAUCGUAACCAGAAGAAAGAGAAGUCGGACAGCGGGGAUGGUCAGCAACCGUUGGUGAAUGGAGUACCCUAAACUGCAUAGUUUGAGAAGUUAUAUUUCCUAAACUGUUUCAGUAAAACUUAUUCCACAUUAGAUAAACUUAUUAGGCCAAAGACAAAUAGUAGGCAAGAUGGCGCAGGGCAUGAAAUGAAUAUAAAAAGUUCUUUUCGCCUUUUUUAAACAUCAGUAUGCAGUUUUUUCAAAAUAAGAUGUUUUACUUGCAUUAAAAAUACCUUGAACUUCUGGAAAAAAAUUGCUUUUAAGUACAUAUUGCACUUCAAACGAUGAAAUAAUCCAUUUGUUUGUUUAUAAAAUAAUGAAACUGUGCAUAGGUAUUUCUGUUCAGUUGUACCAUUUCAAUGAAUUGGUCAAAAUCACUGCUAAAUUUCAAUUUUUAGAAUAAAUAGUGUUUGCAGUAAUCAGAUUGGGCUUCUGUUUUCAAUCUUUUAGGAGUUACUCACCUUAAACAUUAAAAGGUUCUGUUUUAUGUCCUGUGUCAGUUCACAUUUUGGUUCACUUUUUCAGUAUUUUAGUGAACCUCUCGAUAUAUGUGUAAUGUAACUAAAUUGUCAUUUUCAUUAGCAAAAAGUUGUAUGAUCUGUGCCUUUUUUAUAUCUUGGCAGGUAGGAAUACUAUAUUUGGAUGCAGAAAUCAGGGAAGCUGAGUUGGAAACACUAAAUGUACAAUAUAUGUAGCAAAACUUCUCCAACAAUUAGUACUUUAUUAGAAGAAUGCAUGCUUUCCAUAUUUUUUUCCUUGCAUAAACAUCCAGUUAGGCAAUUUUAAGAAUAGAAAAUUUAUUUUGCACUGAAAUAAUGGCAGAUUAUGUUACUGAGAUGGUGUGUUUUGUUUCUGUUUCCUUUUCAGACAGGACAAGAGAAGUUUUUUGUUUUGUUUUUGUUUUGUUUUUUUAAACCUAUUUCCAUUUGUGAUAAACUAAAACAAUUCAUGGUUACUGAGGGAACAAAUUGUAACUUGUUCAUAAGCUAGUAGUUUGUGCCUGCUGUUGGCCAGAGGACCAAUUUUAAAGAAUAGCUUUCUUUUUAGUUCCCCUACAUUUUUGUUUGAAAUUUGGAAUCUGUCUCAGAUGAGAAAGGAAGUUGAUUUCUAUAUGUGAAACUUAGAAAAAUUCAGGGAUAGUGUAGUUCAACAGCCUUGGAAACAGAACAGUCUUACAAGGUCUCGUGUACAAGUAGAUUCAAAACAUGUUACUGAAGUUGGCAUUAAGUUUAGUUGCCCAUAAUAGGGGUGGGGGAUGCUUUUUAUUUCUGAUCAUGAAUGAAAUUGUACUUGCAAAAAAAAAAAAGUGUAAUAGGACUUCCAUUUUAAGCUAUUCUGUUUUUCUUAAAUUACUCCAGUAGGAGUUUGGGUGAUUAUGUACAGAAUUGUACAAACCUGGCCCUUGUAUCUGCAUGUUGUGCAUUUUUGUUUCUCUGCUGCUUUUUCUCCGCCCAUCCACCCCCUUGCAUACAAGCAAGCAUAUAAAAAUGGCAACAAACUGCACAGAACUUAACAAAUAUUAAAAAGUCUUAAAUAUUGCCAAACUUUAAAUGUUGAUUUCUAGUUAUUUAUUUUGGGGGAAUGUAUAGUAUUUGAAAAAACUGAAAUUGGUACCUUGCACACAUCAUCUGUAAGCUGUUUGGUUUAAAAUACUGUAGAUAAUUAACCAAGGUAGAAUGACCUUGUAAUGUAACUGCUCUUGGGCAAUAUUCUCUGUACAUAUUAGCUACAACAGAUUGGAUUUUAUGUUGACAUUUGUUUGGUUAUAGUGCAAUAUAUUUUGUAUGCAAGCAGUUUCAAUAAAGUUGGAUCUUCCUCUGCUAA
Molecule: messenger RNA, 4018 nt
Organism: Podarcis raffonei (Aeolian wall lizard)
Lineage: Eukaryota; Metazoa; Chordata; Lepidosauria; Squamata; Lacertidae
Gene: FMR1
Product: fragile X messenger ribonucleoprotein 1
Exons: 16
Coding region: 467-2227 (586 amino acids)
Biological process (GO): regulation of filopodium assembly; DNA damage response; central nervous system development
Cellular component (GO): dendritic filopodium; neuronal ribonucleoprotein granule; axon
Molecular function (GO): translation regulator activity; protein homodimerization activity; mRNA 3'-UTR binding
Source: RefSeq, a predicted model, not a curated record